Messenger RNA from Parus major (Great Tit), 1124 nucleotides. It is a transcript of the gene GAL3ST4, whose product is annotated as galactose-3-O-sulfotransferase 4. Gene Ontology annotation, biological process: glycolipid biosynthetic process. Lineage: Eukaryota; Metazoa; Chordata; Aves; Passeriformes; Paridae. The transcript has a single exon. Gene Ontology annotation, cellular component: membrane. The record is from RefSeq and is a predicted model, not a curated record. Gene Ontology annotation, molecular function: galactosylceramide sulfotransferase activity. The annotation marks the transcript as partial.
AUCCAUUCCCCAACUAAAAAACCCCCAACCGAAGCCCCUUUUUCCCCUUUCCCAGGUCCAACGCGUGAUGCCGAACGACAGCUUUUACUUCUCCAUCGUGCGGGACCCGGGCUCCUUGGGCGCCUCGGCCUUCUCCUAUUUCCGCGCGGCCUCCCCGGCCUUCCGCCGCUCGCCGUCCCUCGCCGCCUUCCUCGCCUCCCCCUCCCGCUUCUUCCAGCCCGGAGCCCGCGGCAACCACUACGCCCGCGACCUUCAGUGGUUCGACUUCGGCCUCCCUCGGCCCUCGGCGCCCUCCCAGAUCCCGGCUUUGCUGGCGGAGCUGGAGCGGAUUUUCCCCCUGGUCCUCCUGGCCGAGCGCUUCGACGAGUCCCUGGUGCUGCUGAGGGAGCGCCUGUGCUGGCCGCCCGAUUCCGUGGAUACUUUCCCUCACAAUUCCCGCGGUUCCUCCCAGGAGAUCCCGGCCUGGCAGGUUCGGCGCUUGCGGGCCUGGAAUUCCCUGGAUUGGGCGCUUUAUUCGCAUUUUAACCGCACUUUCUGGCGCCACGCCGAGCGCUUCGGGCUGGCGCGGCUGCGGCGGGAGGCGGCGGCGCUGAGGCGGCGGCGGGAGGAGCUGGCCCGGCGCUGCCUGAGGGGAGGCGGCCCCGUUCCCGCCCGCGCCAUUCCCGACGGGAACCUGCGGCCUUUCCAACCGCCGGGAGGAGGCCAAAUCCUGGGCUUCGCCCUCAGGGAAGGGCUGGGAGAGGAGGAGCGGGAGCUCUGCGGCCGGAUGGCGAUGCCGGAGCUGCCCUACAAGGAUCUGCUGGAGCGGCGGCAGUUCGGGAACGGCUCCCGGGGGUGAAAAAAUUCCCGAAAUUCCCGAAAUUCCCUCACAAUCCCCGCCGUUCCUCCCGGGAGAUCCCGGCCUGGCAGGUUCGGUCCCUACGGGCCCGGAAUUCCCUGGAUUGGGCGCUUUAUUCCCAUUUUAACCCUGAGGGAAGGGCUGGCGGAGGAGGAGCGGGAACUCUGCGGCCUCGGCUCGGGAACGGCUCCCGGGGGUGAAAUAAUUCCCGAAAUUCCCUCAGGGAUAAAAACAACAGAAAUCCCGCCGGGGUUCCCGUUAAAUUCGGGGUUGGAAUCCUGGUGUU